Messenger RNA from Sinocyclocheilus grahami, 1121 nucleotides. RefSeq names its product N-lysine methyltransferase SETD8-like. Gene Ontology annotation, biological process: regulation of DNA damage response, signal transduction by p53 class mediator; regulation of transcription by RNA polymerase II. Bases 282 to 1064 code for a protein of 260 amino acids. NCBI's taxonomy places the organism in Eukaryota, Metazoa, Chordata, Actinopteri, Cypriniformes, Cyprinidae. The record is from RefSeq and is a predicted model, not a curated record. Gene Ontology annotation, cellular component: nucleus; polytene chromosome. Gene Ontology annotation, molecular function: transcription regulator activity; histone H4K20 methyltransferase activity; protein binding. The transcript is spliced from 9 exons.
UAAAAAUACUAAUGUAAUAUUAACUGAUGACAUUUUAGAUUUCGCUGCAUAAUACAGCGUGUCUGCCAUAGCCUUACCUGAGGUCUAAUUGGUCAGUUUUGAAAACUCCGUUCGUCGGGCUGGACCAUUUUCUCCUACACAAGAUCUUUUAAAAUUAAAGAGUCAAAUUUAAAAAAGAAUAAAACUAUAAAUUAAAAGUGAUUACAGGUUGCGUGCUUUUUUCUUCAUUGUGAUUGACAACACUACCGACCAAUGAAAAUGCGGAGGAGGGUUGCUCUGGGAUGCCAAUCAUCUUUUCCCCGCGAAGAUAUGCAGACUGCGUCAGCGAAGUACGAAUGCUCACCAGAGAGAGCUGCAGAGGCAGGGGGCUUACCCCUCUUCAGGAUGCUGAAAGACACAUUCAUCUAGGAAGAGAUAAAGACACAGUUCUUUCCAAAUAUAUUGAUGAAACUAAAGGACGUGGUGUUUUUGCAAAAGAUUUCAUUGGGAAGGGAUCCUUCAUAAUCGAGUACCACGGAGCUCUGCAUGAAGAAAACGAGUUUAAUAAAAUCUCAAAUCCAUACACGUAUUAUUUUAAACAUAAUGGAAAAGAUUAUUGCAUCGAUGCAUCACAUGAUGAUGGUUCACUGGGUAGACUAGUAAAUGAUGACAAGAAACCUAAUGCGAAAAUGUUGAAAAUAGAGGUGAAUGGCAAUCCACACCUCUGUUUGUUCGCAAUUAAAAAUAUUUCUGAAGGCCAAGAGAUAACCUACGAUUAUGGAGGAGCUGACCUUCCUUGGCGUGUCAACAAAAGAACACAUUCAAAGAAUGUAACUGUAGAAGCCAAUGACGAAACAAAGAGUGCUCAACGGCAAAGUGACCUGGACGACCAGGAAAUGGAGGCAUCAGUCAACUCCUCAAGCCACCAGACCUGCCAAGUCACCUCAGCAGAUGACUUAAUUCCAACUAAAAGCUGCAAGAAAGCUAUGUUUGAAGCCAGUGAGCAAGCAAAGGGUGCACAAAGGCAAGGUGAAAUGGAGACACCAGUAGUUUCAGAUUGUAAGAAAGACAGCGCAACUGACUGAUAUACCGAUUUGACAUCAUAUCAUUGCUGCCAGCUGCAGGAGACACACACACACACA